Electrophorus electricus (electric eel) is the source of this 1210-nucleotide messenger RNA. RefSeq names its product myosin, light chain 1, alkali; skeletal, fast (gene myl1). Gene Ontology annotation, cellular component: contractile muscle fiber; myosin II complex. NCBI's taxonomy places the organism in Eukaryota, Metazoa, Chordata, Actinopteri, Gymnotiformes, Gymnotidae. The record is from RefSeq and is a predicted model, not a curated record. Gene Ontology annotation, molecular function: calcium ion binding.
CUAUUCUUGCCGCGAGAGCGCUGAGUAUCCUCCAGGUCGUGGUCCACUCCCAGUGUUGCUUUCCCUCCCGGUGGUGAAAACAAACUCAUCUGAUAUCAUGGCACCCAAGAAAGACGCCAAGAAGCCCGAACCCGCGAAGAAAGCCGAGCCCGCACCCGCACCCGCACCCGCGCCAGCGCCCGAGGCCAAACCCAAAGUCGCAGCCGUUGACCUGUCUGCAGUCAAGGUGCAGUUCUCGCCAGAACAGCUUGAGGACUACAAAGAAGCUUUUGGCCUCUUCGAUAGAGUUGGCGACAACAAGGUGGCCUACAACCAGAUCGCUGACAUCAUGCGCGCUCUGGGACAGAACCCCACCAACAAGGAAGUGAACCACAUUCUUGGCAACCCCUCUGCUGAAGAGUUGGCUAACAAGAGGGUGGAGUUCGAGGCCUUCCUGCCCAUGCUGCAGUACGUAGUCAACAGCCCGAACAAAGGGACCUUUGAGGAUUACGUUGAGGGCCUGCGUGUCUUUGACAAGGAGGGAAAUGGCACGGUGAUGGGGGCUGAGCUGCGUAUUGUUCUCUCGACGCUGGGUGAGAGGAUGUCAGAGGCUGAAGUUGAUGCUCUCAUGGUAGGCCAGGAGGACGAGAACGGCUGCGUUAACUAUGAAGCUUUCGUGAAACACAUCUUGUCAGUGUAAGAGGUAACGGCUGGGAGGAAGCUCGUCUGUGUCUCCUGACCCCAUGGUGUCAGGGUGUCCAUGUGCUGUUUCCUGCAAACACCCGGGAAACAGAGUAGAGAAAAAAAGGACUAUGACAUGCCAUUUUUAAGCCAUUCUUUCUUUGUCUUUUCAUGUGUUUUUUCCCUUUCUCUCAUCCACUCUUGGAAGUCAGAACCCACCCAGAACAUUUGUUUUUUUUUCGUUCUUGUCUCUCGGCUGCAGCAGCAGCAGCAGCCAAUGUCCUGCCCUUUGGGCGCUGGGCGAGCCUCUCCGCAGUGGGGCGGUAAUGAGGGCGGAAAGGGGUGUGGUAGCUACCCUCGCUGACAGACCACCACCCCCACCCCCACCCUUAACUCUUUGUUGUCCGGAUCAGCAGGUCGACGGUGCUAUACCACCUCCACUGUGGGACGGGUGGCUAAACCCGCUCGCUCUCCCUCGCCCCUUCUCCACAGAGUGUUAAUUUAUUUUGUGCCUCUGUCAUUUCUCAUAAUAAACUUUCCACAAACUACA